Caenorhabditis auriculariae is the source of this 1473-nucleotide messenger RNA. The record is from the annotation of a GenBank genome assembly. NCBI's taxonomy places the organism in Eukaryota, Metazoa, Nematoda, Chromadorea, Rhabditida, Rhabditidae.
AUGCGUUUCUUCUGCCUGUUCCUCGCUCUGUCGACCCUCGCGGUCUCGGUAAGUUUCAUCGAAAAAAAGAGACAGUUCGCAAGGAUGAUCAUCUGCUUGCACAAGAGAAGCAAACUACAAACAAAUACACGUUUCAGGGCAACGUCCUUCGUGAGAAACGUCAGUGUGGCUGCGCUCAAGCCACCCAGCCGUCGUGUUCGUGUUCCCCCAGCGUGCAGCAGCCUCAGCAGAUGUCGUGCUCCUGCCAGCAACAAGCCGCUCCUUCCUGCGCCUGCGCUCAGCCCACGACUCCAGCUCCUGUGGUCAUGCAGGUCCAAGCCAGCCAGUGUGCUCCAGCUUGUCAGCAAAGCUGCCAGCAGAGCUGUCAGCAGUCUCCAUCUCAGACUCAAUGCCAGCCUCAGUGCCAACAGCAGUGCAGCAACCAGUGCCAGCAGCAGCAGCAGCAGCCGCAAGAGCCUCAGGUCGUCCAGCUCCAGUUCCAAGUCAACGCCGUCGCUCAACAAGACACCGACUGCCAGCCACAAUGCCAGCAGCAGUGCCAACAGUCUUGUGUUCAGCAGCAACAGCCCGUAGCCCAGUGCUCUCAGCAAUGCGACAACCAGUGCCAGUCGGCCUGCUCCAACUCCCAGCCAGCCUACAAUCCUCAGCCUCAGCAACAGCAGCCCUCGUGCCAGCAGCAAUGCGCGCCUCAGUGCCAGCCAUCUGCUCCAGCUCAACAAUGCCAGCAGUGCCAGGCUUCUUGCGCUCCAGCUGAAACCACCCAGGCUCCACAGGUCAUCAACAUCGUCCUCCAGGCUAGCGUGGCCGAGUCGGCUCAGUGUGAGCCUCAAUGUGAACAGUCCUGCCAACAGCAGUGCGUCGCUCAGCAGCAGCCAGUCGCUCAGUGCACUCCAGCCUGUACCAACAGCUGCGCCCAGUCGUGCGCUGCUGCUCAACCUCCUCAGGUCGCCUGCCAGCAGACUCCGUCCAGCCAGUGCUCCUGCCAGCAGAACUACUCUCCCUGUGGAAAUGGACAGUGCUGUCGCCGCCGCAAGUGAUCGAUACGACUCGACGAACAGUUUUCUGUACAUCUGAAUUCAUCCUAAUAAAGUUCUUACCAUCUUAUUAUUCUACACAAGAGCUCAUUUGCAGAGAGAGAAAAAAAGGCUGAAUAUAACCUUAAUUUGAGAACUUUUCACCUUUCUGAAAGCUUUCUCAAUUUUUUGUAUUCAAAAUUAAAAGUUGUUCAGAAAAUACGUUGAAAAACUUCUAAAGCUUUUUUUGAAAAAAUAGAUGCAAUUAAAAACCAGCACAAAAUUAUCAGAUCAUAUUUUCAGCUCUGUAGAAGAGGAAACCAAAGUUCGAGUUAUUUUUUUGAACAUUUUUGAAGAGUUGAGCUUUUUUUUCUAUUUCGAAUUUGUAAAGAGACUCAGAAUUGCUGAAAUCGAGAAUGGACAACAGGUGCGCCAGCGUCAACAGUUCAAUAGCCACUAA